AUUAAUGUUUGAAAUAGCUGGGCUCUGUGAGCUCAGACAGGCCCAAUGGUACAGGAGUCGUAGCAAUUUUUUUGGACUUAGCUUGAGGGGCUGGACAUAUCUGUGCACUGAGUGGUGAUGAAUGGCCAGUUUGGCACUCGUAACCACAGUUGGAGCCUCAUUCACAGCUCAUGGUACACUGCAUAACUGUCCCCUGUGAAUGCUCUCUGAAGGGGCUGUUUCAUUCAAACUGGCCAUAUGGAAAACAGCAGAAAAAGGCAUUUAUAAAAGGCUCAAGUGACACAACCCAAUGUCUGUGGUAUCUGAAGUGAAGAAAUGGAAUGCUGGGUUCUAGAGGGAGACAGCUACUCAUUUCUUCGCAGUGCUCCACACACGUUCAACCUGCAAAAUUGUGAAGGGCCAAAUCGUGUGGAGAUCUUUGACAUCACUUCAAUCCCCAGCCAUCGUAAUGCCAUAUCUGAAACAACCUGCCUGUGUGACAUUUUUGGGGAUGACUGCGAGUCUCCGUCACUUUCCAGUAGCCCAGCCUCUGCCGCAUUUAUCAGGAGGGAAGUGAAUCAGUCUUUUCCAGCAGAUGAUACCAAUGACUCUUCAGGAUCCUAUCACACUGCCAAUGGAUCUGACUUAAGCGACAACACUGAAGUCACUUACAACACACCUUCUCCAGAAAAUAUCCAAAAUUUUUCCACAUCUGAGACCAGGGAAUCACGUUCACCCCCAGCUGAAUCAACCAUCUUGUCUGAUUCCAAUAAUGGACUUAAACCACAAGACUGCACACCACCUGCAUCAAAAGUCAAUGGUAAUGACCUUUCACAUACAGAUAACUGGGAAGAACCACAAGCGUCAGUGAACAAUGCCCCAGUGAAUGAAAUGGGAAUCACAAAUGCAUCUGAACCACAGUAUGUGAAUUCAACAACAGCUACUACCCUGAUUAAUCCAGCAAAUGGACCUUCUAAUACUUCAUCCUGCUCUUCAGAAGAGAAAGAACCUGCUGUUUUUGAGCAAGAAGGAAUUAUUAAAACACCUCAACAUACAAGUACAAGCCCAUUUUUAGAUAAACAAAUAUUUGAAUCAGACUCAGAAUCAGACAAAGAGAGUAUGAACUAUCGAAGUCCACAAGAGCAAAACAUUCUCUUUGCACAAGGGACAGUGAACAGUGGCUCUACAUCAGAACUGUCAAACCCUUCUCCAACAGAUUGCAGCCCUAUGCAGGAAAUGUCUACUUCACAUUCAAACAGAGAUAUUUAUUUUCUACCCAUACCCAGUAUCAUGCCACAGCCCAGAUUAACCUCCACUUCAACUGUAAGCAGGGAAUCUACCUCCACACCUGCAUCCACAAGUAGAUCUACACCUGAGCUGCUGAAUUUGUGUCCAACUCAAGUUAGGAAUGCAUCAGAGUCUCCAAACUUGGAGAACACUUAUGGUGCUUCUUUAUCUGUAUCUACACUUCAUACCAGUGAUAAUGUGAAAAUAGAUUCUCUAACUGUGUCUGCCAUUUCUACUGAAACAAGAGGAAUGGUAAAUUCAUCCAUAGAUGGUAGAGAAAGACUGAAAUCACCUGAGAUCAAUGAAACCUGCUCUUCUCCUGAGCACUCAGCACCUGCUUACUCACCAGAACCAGUACUGAUUCACUCCCCUGUGGGUUACACCAUCAGCCCAUCACCUACAUGUGAGAAAAUUGUUUCUUCAAUUGAACCUGAAGAUUCACCAUCCUCCCCUUUAUUACCUGAAAUCAAUGAAACCUGUUCUUCCCCUGAGCACUCACCACCUGCUCACUCACCAGAACCAGUACUGAUUCACUUCCCUGUGGGUUACACCAUCAGCCCAUCACCUACAUGUGAGAAAAUUGUUUCUUCAAUUGAACCUGAAGAUUCACCAUCCUCCCCUGUAUUACCUGAGAUCAAUGAAACCUGCUCUUCUCCUGAGCACUCAGCACCUGCUUACUCACCAGAACCAGUACUGAUUCACUCCCCUGUGGGUUACACCAUCAGCCCAUCACCUACAUGUGAGAAAAUAGUUUCUUCAAUUGAACCUGAAGACUCACCAUCCUCCCCUGUAUUACCUGAAAUCAAUGAAACCUGCUCUUCCCGUGAGCACUCAGCACCUGCUCACUCACCAGAACCAGUACUGAUUCACUCCCCUGUGGGUUACACCAUCAGCCCAUCACCUACAUAUGAGAAAAUUGUUUCUUCAAUUGAACCUGAAGACUCACCAUCCUCCCCUGUAUCCCCUGAGAUCAACGAAACCUGGUCUUCUCCUGAGCACUCAGCACCUGCUCACUCACAAGAGCCAGUACUGAUUCACUUCCCUGUGGGUUAUACCAUCAGCCUAUCACCUACAUAUGAGAAAAUUGUUUCUUCAAUUGAACCUGAAGACUCACCAUCCUCCCCUGUAGUCACAAGGAUUGAUUACAGUGAUAUCUGCUCCUCUCCUGAUCACUCCGUUCCAGCUCAAUCACCAGAACCUGAAAUAAUUCACUCACUGAUGGGUUAUACCAUCAGCCCAUCACCUACAAAUAAGAGAAGAUUUUUUUUAGUAAAACCUGAUGACCUACCAUCCUCCCCUGCCAUCACAGGAACUGAUUACACAGCAACACCAACAUGCAGUAGAGAUUCCACACCUGUGUUAAGGAGCAUUACAUCCACUCCAAACAGCAGAGAAAAUUUCCUUACAGCAGAGCCCAAUUGCCCAGCCCCUUCACUGGAAUUGAGAUCAGUCACCUGCUCACCUGAAAUCAAAACAAUAUCAUAUAGUGUUCUGCCACAAAAUACAAAAUCCCCUGGCAUCACAUAUAGCGUUACACCAACCGAAGAUUUAGCACAAUCACCUGCAGUAGAGACAAAUGUCUGUGGCAACUCCUCUGAAACUUCCAACCAUCUUUUUGGAAAUGACACCUCUGUCUCACCUAGCUCAAGGAACUUUUUGUCAACACCAGAAAGUAGAUCAAGGCCCUCAUCAGCUGCAUCAGACCAUACCAAACACACAGCACAAUCCCCUGAUCUCCAACCUGAGCCUUCCAUCACUCUUGAAAAGGCAGAAAAUCAGACUUUAUCCAUAAUCUGUGAUGGAAUUAAUCAUCCUUUCUCUAACCCAAUAGACUGUUUUAAUUGUUUUGAUGACCUUGCUGACACAAAGACUCCCAAAAGCAUUGCAUCUGUCCCAGACGAAUGCAAAGGCAGUGGACCACCAGUUCUUAGCCAAAUGCAGAUCUUACAAUUUUCAACCUCUGAAACCACAGAUUCUGGAUCGUCCACAGUAAAAAUUGAGGAAAAUCAAGAAAUUGUCACUGAUUACACAACUGAUUUAACUGUCUGUGGAACACCAACUUCCACAAGUCCAUGGGCUGCAUCUGUGCCGAAGCCAAUGGCAUCUUUAGAGAAGAAACAAUGCCAUGUUGAGGUUUUUGAUAGCAGCAUGGGAACGGAAAUGUUGAAAAAUGAUUCCCCAAACAGUAACAAGAGGCUUAGUCAAGUGCCUGUAGCAUUAAGAGAUAGCCCAGGGGUUAUCAGUAGGGACAAUGGUGGUGAAUUUGACAGGCAGCCAUGCACGGAAAAGAAGGAGGGAGAGGGGGAGGAGACUAUGGGAAAGAGUAGUUACAGAGGGGAACAGGUUGAGCUGUCAUUCAGGGCCAGGAAUAGAAAAGGGCCUGCAGGCCACAGCCCAGCUCUCUCAAGUCAAGACCCAAAGUCAGGAAUUCCAGCUCGCUGUUAUUUUGAGUCGCACCCAACAACUCUGCAGCAACAGAAUCAGCUCAGAGCUCAGGACUCACAACAAGAGAACAAGGUUGGCACCAGGAGGCUCCAGUCAGCUGCCCAGGGUAAAUACAGCAGUGCAGGCUUUCUUCCUCCUGAAUGUACUGGUGAGACCUCCAGCAUGGGAAGUGAAUUUGAUGAAGCAGACAAUGAAGUAAAGUGGUUUACAGAUCUGGCCUUCAGAAGCCUAUCUAGCCCUCAGGUGGAUUAUUUGGAUGUGUACAAUUCAAGCCACAGGUCAUCUACAAAUGUUUCACAGACAUCGACCGUAGACAGCCCUGGUGCUGUUGCAUGGAUGACAUACGCAGACUUACAUGGCUCAGCGUUACCUGAAAACGAUGGCUCAUCUUUUCUUCUCCGUGAUGGCCUGGACCCAAACAAACACUUCGAAAUAGGGAGUUUUGAGUGUGUGGACAUUGCAUUAGAGAGCAAGGAAGAGUCCAGUAGAGGAAAGAGGACAGUACCUAAAAGGCAGAUCCAGCUGUUAAGGCGGAACACAGAUGAAUCAAAAUAUAAAGGAAACACUGAAAAUAUUUUGAAUUCACCCUCCACACAUAGAUGCUCAAAAGACACACUUGUUCGUCAACAUAGCACACCAGCAUUUGUGCAAAUGGAAGUUUCCAAUGAGGUGCCAGAUUCACCACAAAAUGACAGGAAAAAGACACUGCAGAAGUCUGUGUCUUUAGAUGAUGGCUCCCCUAAGACACAAAUGGCGUCUUGCAUUAUCAAGAGUGUGUUGUCAAAGAAAAUGCAGGAUGUGCAGAAAGAGACACCAAAAAGUACAGAUCCAGGUCGAUCUGCAGAUAAAAACAAACAUCCUGAUGUCAGCCCCAGCUCUUUUGAUGGUGUACCAAGUACCAUGGAGAAACAUAGUUUAAGCUCUAGCCUGCAUUCUCAAUGUACUCUUUCAUCUGAAGAUUUUGCUGUCGGAGAGGAGAGAAUUUCAAAUCGUCAGCUGAAGAAGUGUGCUCCAAAAGUUCCUCCAAAGCCAUUCUUAAGACCUGCAUUCUUUAACACUGGGGAAGCUCAGGUAGCUGACAACAUUACAAGGGAGGAAGCAAAGCCUAUGUUGGCCCCUCCACAAGUUGAUGACAAAAUGCAAAACUGCAAGAGUGAUGGGAAAGAGGGUGGAGGUAGCAACCUUGAAGAGAAGUACAAUAGUGACUCAGCAAAUCCCAGUAUCAGGAAUACAAGUCCUGCUGUUGCUACACCAGUAAUUAGCAUGCCAAGCAGAAUGACAAGCCGAGACAUAAAAAAGCGCCAGAUGACACCAGAAAACCAGGAACAGCUGGCUGGAAAGAGUGUGUUUAUGUCAAAAACCCCAGAAAUAACUUUGAAACCUUCUUCUAUCAAAGGAAAAAAGACAUCAUCUCUGAAAGUGUCUCUGUCCCCUGACUUGGAACAGUCCAGAGAAAUGUCUGAAUCUCAGACAAUGGAGAAAGCUACAGAUAUAAGCACCAGAUCUACCAAAGUCACAGAGACAAAAGACAAUGAUGACAGCAACAAAAAAUCUGUUAUACAUAGAGUUAGGGAUGUGAGGAAGUUGGUAAAAAACACAUACAACCUGUCUUUCAAAGCAUCAAAUUCAACCUCUACUGCAGAAGACAUGGUCAUUCAAGAGAAAAGAGAGAAGCCGCCACAAACUCCUCCAGCCUUGCAAAUUGAAUGUAAAGCCAUCAGUUGGAAGGACAAACAAACAUCAGGCAGCAAAGCAAUCCACUAUCAUGGUGAAAAACAACCUGUUGACAUAUCAAAAAUAUCACAACCAUGGGUGUGCACAGAGACAAGAAGAGAUGCUGACAUCACUGAAAUAACAUCCAAAGUCUCUUCACCAAAGACGGAGUCACAACAUAAAUUGCCAUAUCCUAACUCUACAACCACAGAUGGAUUACCUGAAUCAGAAAGUAUCACUAAGAAAUCUUACAUUCACUGUGAUCAGAGUUCUAAGAUGCCCCCUAGACCCCCGAGUAAGGAGCGAGAAGUUUCUGCAUUGGUGGUUCUUCCAGAUUGCACAUCCAAGACAAAGACCAUUGCCCCAACAGUCCUUAACUCUACUCAAACGAAAGCUGCAAGCAGCAGCCACUCUGUAUCCAUGCUACUGAAAGAAAAAGGGAUGCAGGCUGAUAUUGGAGUGUGUGAUGUUCUCACUGAAGGUGCAAGAGCUACAGCUAAACAUGUCAACAGGCUUGAGGUACCUGUACAGGCCUGUUUAUCAGAAAGCAUUUCAAGUGAAGGACAAGUAAAGGCAGAAAAUACAUCAUUGCCUUGCAAUCCAACAGCUCUUGUGAACGAUUCAUCAAGAACAUCUCUACCAAGUGAGAGUCCCAAGGGAACACUGACAGAAGAAUCUUCAACAAAGGAACAAGAAAAAAAGAAAAUUACUGCCACCACAACUAUGACACAAAUUCCAACUUAUUUAGCAACAUCUGACAAGCCAGAGGUGAGGUCUUUUUCAAGUAGUACAAAAAAUAAUGCCACACCAGUGAAUGCAUCAAAAGAGAUUGAGUUACCCAUACAAGUGAGGUCAAUAUCCACUGAUAGACUAAAGCCGUUUGUACCACCAAAAUCCAGCUAUAAACAGUCAUUUGCAGAAAUUACGUCAGUGUCAAGUGACCCAUCAAAAGCAGAUACUCAAGCAUCAUCUGUUAUUAAACAGCAAACCAUGUUAAAUAGUGAAUCAAAGAAAAAUGAAACACCAUUAACAGUAAUACACAAGGAUCAACCAAACAAGACUUCAUCAAGAGAUACAAAAAGACUGGCUGUAUCAGCUGUAUCAAGCUACAAACAACCAUCCAUCCCAGUCACAACAACUCCAAGUGUUGUGCAAAAAUCCACCACAAAGACAUUGGCCAGUCUGGAUCAACAGCAAUCUUCUGCUUUCUUGCAAACAACAAGCACUUGCCAGCAGCGAAACCCAUCAUUCACUCAAGACCAGUCAAUGCUAGAUAGUUCCUUUGCUUCUAACCCAUCAGGACCACAAGCCCUUGGCCACACAGGAUCUGUGACGAGAGCAUCAUCUAAUAAUCGUUUUCACACAGAUGAUUAUCUUUUCUAUGCUUCAGAUGAUCCUCCCAGCUAUGAUGAGCGAGAGAGUUUCAGCCCACUACGGUUAUCAUAUGACUUACCCCCCCAUAGGUCAUGCCGGUAUCAUCCAACCACAAAGCAAUCUUCUUGCACCUGUACACCAAGUUCUCAUUUACAUCAAGGACACCCCCACCACAGUCCACAAGAACAGGUACCAGCAGCUUCUAGGUCUCCAGGCCAAGUCCUUACCUGUCCCAGAGCUCCUCCGCAAGCUCAAGUUCGUCCUCAUCAGUGCAGACCAGAUGGUCUGCCAGUCUCCAAUACCACAAUACCCCAUGCCUCAGCUUUGGUUCAGCCUCUACACAACCCACGAGCUUGUCCUGUUUCAAACUCACAAUCCUAUGGUGAUGACCAACCACCAACUUCUGGGUUGCAUGCAGAUAGACGCCCAGCUAAUCAUCCUUCACCUCAAGCAGCAGGUCCUGCUCCCUAUCAUGAGUAUUCUCAUUCAGCUAACAUGUCUACUGUGGAUCCUAGGCCUCAGUUGUUCAAUCCCCAAGAUUUGCCACCAUCUUUUGGCAAUGAUUAUGCAAAUGAAGGUCCAGGUGGAGCUGGCGUAUUGUAUCCAGAGAAUGUGAGUGGGCUCAACUGUGGCCAAGGUUCUCGUCGUGUCCUUCUUGAUCCUGAGACUGGUAAAUACUUCUACAUUGAGGUACCAAUGCAACCACUCAGAAAAAUGCUGUUUGACCCUGAAUUGGGCCAGUAUGUGGAAGUUAUCAUACCACAGCAGGCAAUGUCCCAUUCGGGGCUGUAUCCACCAGCUGCACCACCCUACUCCUCUUUGCAUAGUCCUGGGUUGUAUGCACCACAGUACCUGCCUUAUGCAGUGCCAUCUUACCCAGCAAUCUCAGGUAGUGCCCAGCAAGUUCGCCAUCUGGAGCCACCUCCUGUCCCCACCACACUUCACCAGACUUCCUUAAGGUAUGGAAGUCCUUCAAGCCAGAUGCCAAAAAAUGAACCAAAAGGUAAUUUAUCACUGGAUCAAAGUUAUCUAGAGAGCAUGUAUUACAUCCCCACUGGGAUGAAUGCAAGCCCAAAUUCAACCACUUCAGACUGCUACCACAAGCCAUCAAGCAUGCCUCCUUCAGGGGGAAGAAGAGCAUGAAACGGCAGUGGAUACAUGUGGCCUGUUUACAUUUGAAAUCUGUUCUAGUUGGCAGCGUCUUUAAUUUAAGUGGGAUAUAAAACGUCAAAAUGUCUAGUCAAAAGAUGUAGCUUCUCAGUUAUAAGUCUAAGAUUGAAACAAUGUUGUUUCUGCUCAUUUUAUUUAAACAAUGUGAAAGACAAUGUGUUAACUACUCAAAAAGACCCAAAACAGUUUUGCUUUCUUUCUGCUGUUUUUCUGACAUUUGACAUAUUACAGUUGUCACUUUCUGAUAUAAUUUCAGUGUAUCAUUUGGACAAGUCCUUCACUUUCCUUGCAUAGGCCAAGCUUAUGCAAUGGUAGGCCUUAUCUUGCAAUAGCUAUCAGGGUUUAACAAACCAUGUCUUCCUUGAACACCCUUAAUAGUUAUAUAUUUCUGAAAUUAUUUAUUUUGAUUCAAUAGUGUGUUUGGCGUUUUCACUUCUAAGUGACAUUAUUUAUCAAAUACAUGACAUACGUAAUAUGAGAUGAUGCAAUUGCUUUGUGCAACACCUUUGAUGUGCACUGGGACAUGCAAGUAGAUGCUGUACAUUUGGGUAAAAGAAAAGAAUGUGGAUGAGCAAGAUCCACCAGUUCAUUCAUUGGUAUUAAAAUCACAGACAUAUUUUCUACCAUCAGAGGAUUGCCAUUUGCUAUUUUUUACACAUGGAUACAUCCCAUUAAAGAUAACUGUUUA
This is a messenger RNA of Sinocyclocheilus grahami, 8656 nucleotides long. RefSeq lists its product as uncharacterized. Bases 316 to 7941 code for a protein of 2541 amino acids. The transcript has 2 exons. The record is from RefSeq and is a predicted model, not a curated record. Gene Ontology annotation, cellular component: nucleoplasm. Lineage: Eukaryota; Metazoa; Chordata; Actinopteri; Cypriniformes; Cyprinidae.